Messenger RNA from Oryctolagus cuniculus (rabbit), 677 nucleotides. It is a transcript of the gene LELP1, whose product is annotated as late cornified envelope like proline rich 1. Lineage: Eukaryota; Metazoa; Chordata; Mammalia; Lagomorpha; Leporidae. The record is from RefSeq and is a predicted model, not a curated record.
UGUAUUCUCAUAUCAAGGGCUUGAGUGGAGCUGGGAGUUCCGGAGACACACAACAAUGGCUCCUGCAUGAUACUCUGAUGAUGUCACAAGUGCAGCUCACCCCUCCCCCCACCCUCUGCUUCCUCAGAGCAGGGCAGAGGAACCAGAGGGAAAAUCCACCUUCCCGAGCACAGCCAUACCAUCUCUCUCACUCGACUACUUGUCAGGCUAACCAGCAGCACAAAGGGGCGAGAAUAAUCAAUAAGCAAUGUCGAGUGAUGAUAAGAAUAAAGCUAGCGAGCCCAAGAUGGAACCUAAGAACUGCGAUCCCAGGUGUGAACAAAAGUGUGAGGCCAAGUGCCAGCCCAGCUGUCUGAAGAAGCUACUACAACGCUGCUCUGACAAGUGCCCACGGGAAAAGUGUCCACCACCACCAAAAUGCCCGCCAUGCCCCACGGUGUGCCCUGCAACAUGUCCUCCUCCAUGUCCCCCACCAUGCCCUCCCAAGCCCUGCCCCAAGCCCUGUCCUCCCAAAUGCCCACCACCCUGCCCACCUCCGUGCCCACCCCCAGAAUGAUGCACCUUGGACAUCCCUCCACCUCACUGCCACCAACCUGUGCACCAUGUACAACACCAUGAGGCUGGAACUGAAACCAUGAACUGACAAGUAAACGUGUUCCUCUGCUGUGCAAGACUUC